AAAAAACUACGUCCAAACCAGCACUAUUCCCCGGCGGCGGCGCCCUCAGAUGUAAAAUCCUCUGCUCUGUUCUACGUCCCCUCCGACGCCAAUGCAGCGCCUCUCCUCUCCCUCGCGACCUCUCCUCUCCUCCGUGGCGUCUCGCUGGUGGUGGCCACCAGCACUCGCGCGACGACUCGAUCCACCUCUCCGUCGUGUUUCCUCGGAGGCUACAUGGGGCCAAGAUGUGAACCUCCAUGACAGCGAUGAAGAUCCAUCGAGCGCAACCAAGGCUCGCACGACUGAAAUCGUGAUCAAGGAGGACGAAGAAGAAGCCAGCGACUACGAGUACAACCUCGGCCACGUACUUGAAAAGAGCGGACACCGUGAUGGCUCUAUGUACAGGGCUAUCGGUUGGGGCUGGAAAAGGGAUUAUUCUCUCGGCGAUCGUAGCGAGAGGUUCCCUCAUCAACAUGGGUGGUGGCCCUAAGCGAGGAAUAGAUUUAGUGGACGAGGCUAUAAUCGAGUAUGACAUGAGGAUUAAGCGAGGCAGACAAGAAAGACAUGAUCUACAACUGAUCGAUGGUGCAACAAUCUUAGGCCCCCACGGGACAUGGGAUAGGCCGUUCACAUAUGACAUCUCUAACGACUGUGGUGGUACAGUUAACAUAACUUUAGCACGUCUUUCUUGGGCGGUUGAGGCAACUGUAGAGGUUCUCAUCUCGGAAGUGCAGGAUGGUUUCAAUAUGUCUCUUAGAUGUUUUACCAGUGGGUUUGAUUCUGAGAUAAGGCUCUUCAAUGGCGCUAUUACCGACUCACGUGGAUUGAAGCGAUCAGUGGUUGCCGUAAUGAAGCGGUCUUACAUACGUUUAAAAUUCAAGGUAGUUGCACCGUCUUGUUGUUCUAAGUCCCAAUAUCGUUGUACCUAUAAGGCGAAGACUCACGGGCAUAAUGCUCGAGAGAUAAAGACUGAUUUUGCACUGAUCUCGGUGAAGGUGACUUGGUCGACAUUGCCGGGCAGGUUUCCUACCUAAAGAUUUGCCCGGCCGAUACUUGUGUGUAGUCGUGGAGUUUUAACAAAGCUUGGAGGUGUAAUCAAACUAUUGUAGUAAUUGGCCUUUGCAUUAGAUUCUUCUAUC
Molecule: messenger RNA, 1118 nt
Organism: Triticum urartu
Lineage: Eukaryota; Viridiplantae; Streptophyta; Magnoliopsida; Poales; Poaceae
Source: RefSeq, a predicted model, not a curated record